Camellia sinensis is the source of this 772-nucleotide messenger RNA. RefSeq lists its product as uncharacterized. The record is from RefSeq and is a predicted model, not a curated record. Lineage: Eukaryota; Viridiplantae; Streptophyta; Magnoliopsida; Ericales; Theaceae.
GCUGGUAUGCCCUCAUCGAGCCGGGCUCGGGCUGCGGACGUCCCUUCCACUAGAAGGGCUGGUACAUCCAGAGGUGGGGGUGGAUUGGUUCCCUCGAUUCCUCCGACUCAUCAUCAUCCUGGGUGGCCAGACAUGCCGACCGAGCUGACGGGAUUGCGAUUCGGGACUCCCUACUCAAUUCCGAUAGAGCCUCUCAUGUUUGACCACAGAUAUGUUAGAGAUCCUGAUUCGCCGCCGCCCCCGGUCGAGUAUAUAGAUGAGAUGCUCGAGUUGAUGGCUGCACUCGAGGGCAUGGUCUUACGGAGAGAGGCACAGUUGUCCAUCAUGGGUGUCCAGAUGCCUCCAGUAAAUCAGCCACGGAUCGGGCCAUCCAGGCCUUCUCGGGGAGCCGGGCCAUCUCGACCUUCUCGGGGAGCUGGGCUAUCUCGGCCUUCUCGCGGGGCCGGGAGAGGGGAGUCGUCUCGCAGACGCAGGGCACAUAUCGUAGAGGAGGAGCCCGGUGAGGACGAAGAGGAGGAGGAGGCUGCAGAUUGUCAGUCAGAGACAUCUGCUCACAGAGAGGAGGGUUUCGACCCUGGUCCCGAGAGUGGAGAGGAGGCUGAGGAGGAUCCCGAGGAUGACAGUUCCGACUCAGAUGGUGCCGGUGGUGCAGAGCCUGUUUCGCAGAAGAGGACGAAGAGGGCUUUUUAUUCUUGCUCUUGAGAGCAUUGGUGCAGCUGUUUCCUGCUUUAUUUAUCUUUUUUACUAGUAGUUGUAGCACAUUGUACAUUAU